This is a messenger RNA of Pseudoliparis swirei, 2691 nucleotides long. RefSeq names its product SET domain containing 6, protein lysine methyltransferase (gene setd6). Gene Ontology annotation, molecular function: protein binding; protein-lysine N-methyltransferase activity. Gene Ontology annotation, cellular component: nucleus. The transcript has 8 exons. Lineage: Eukaryota; Metazoa; Chordata; Actinopteri; Perciformes; Liparidae. Bases 1112 to 2584 code for a protein of 490 amino acids. The record is from RefSeq and is a predicted model, not a curated record. Gene Ontology annotation, biological process: peptidyl-lysine monomethylation.
GGGGUUUACCCUGUUAACCACAUGUAUAACGUCACGUCGCUAUGAAUGGCGGGUAAUUCCCCCCAGGAAAACACUGACGGAAGGGGUCAUAAAGGCUCAACAUGUCUGUGAGGCGCCCAUCGAGUGCUCGUCGAUUACGGACUUUGUGGGAACGCGUCUGAACGCCUCCGGGUGUGGACGUUAAGAGUUGGGCCCCUAAAAAGUCAAAAUACCAGCUCGUGCGUGUGGCCGUUACUUGCCUGCGAGUCGUCGCUCGGGUCCAAAUUAACCGUGACUCCUUCGCGGGCUCUUCGCUCGUCCGUGUAGUUACCCAGAGCCUCUCGAGCCUUUAGGAAGCCGUUUGACAAGAUGGCAACCAACGAGAAACGAUUAAAGGUUACAAUUUAACGCGUAGAAACCAAACACCGUGUAUACAGUGUGUCUUGUGUUGCCCUAAAUCCGGUCCGCGUUACAGUUAGCUUCAGGUGUGAGCUAGUUGCACCUAGUACCGACUGUUUUGAUGUGGGGACGAUCUCGCAUUACUUGUUGGAUCACGAGCCAAAGUCACGAACGCAGUUGUUAUUAAUGUAUUUCAGCUGUUGGUGCCGUUUCUUUAUAAACUAGUGUAACCGAGCGUUCUGGGUUCGUGUGUCAGGUGCACUUACAACAUGAUAAUAAACACGGCUUCCCUCUUUAUUAUGUGUUCCCCCUCAUGUCUACUUACUUUUCCUCUCUACGGCAACCCCGAAGGGACAUACCAUCCACAAUACAAAACACACGAGACAGUCUGCUAUCAGAAUCCACUUUAUUGGCCAUGUACGUGAGCAUAUGGCAUUUAACUCAGGUUAAACGUACGCUCUCCUCGUACAUGUGAUGUAUGUAAUUUACAAUAUAACACGAUAAAUAUAUUUUUAAACAUUAAAGAAAGCAGAAUAGCAACAUGUAUGUACAAUAUAAAUACAACAACAGUGACAAUGAAUUUAGGAUGUUAGUGUAGAAAGAAAGUGGUGAAAGUGCAGAUGGAUGUGUCUGAUUAAGUGUUCAUCAGAGUGAUGGCCAGUGGGAAGAAGCUGUUCUUGUGUCUGCUGGUUACACUAGCUUUGCACUUUCAUUUGCAGCGAAGCCAACCUGCAUGAUGACUCAGUGUAAACACGUGGUCACAAUCACAACAAGUGCACUAGAUCGCAGGUGCAAUUUCAUGUUAUGUUUAAAUAUUUGUUUCUAUCAGGUCGAUGAUGGUUCAGAGGUCAAGCCGCUGCAGGACUUUCUCCAGUGGUGCAAGAGCGUCGGCUUGGUGCUCAGCAGUAAGGUGUGUGUGAGUAAAGAGGGAACAGUGGCCGAGUACGGGAUGCUGGCUCUAGACGACAUGGAGGAGGGAGAGGUUGUAUUCACCAUCCCUAGAUCAGCUCUCCUCCACCAGGAAACAACCACGGUGUCUGUCGUGCUGGAGAAAGAGAGGUCUUCUCUGGAGAGCUCGUCUGGCUGGGUCCCCCUGCUGCUGGCUCUGCUGUAUGAGUAUACGUCUUCACAGUCCCAUUGGAAACCCUACCUCUCUCUGUGGACCGACUUCAAGACUCUGGACCACCCCAUGUUUUGGUCGAAAGAGGAGAGAGACAAACUACUGAGGGGAACAGGCAUCCCAGAGGCCGUGGACACAGACCUGGCUAACAUCCAGAGGGACUACACAGACCUGGUCCUUCCCUUCAUCGCCAAGCACCCGGACCUGUGGAACCCCGACACGCACACACUGGAGCUGUACACGAAGCUGGUGGCCUUCGUCAUGGCCUACAGUUACCACGAGCCAGAGGAAGAGGAGGAUAGCGAAGAUGAUGAGGAGGAGAAGGAGUAUAAGGAGGAGGACCAAGAGGAGAAGGCCCCAAACCCACUGAUGAUGGUUCCCAUGGCCGACAUGCUGAACCACGUGUCCAAUCACAAUGCAAUCCUGGAGUUUACACCGGACAGUUUGAAGAUGGUUUGCGUGCGCCCGAUUCUCAAAGACGAGGAGGUGUUUAACACCUACGGGCAGAUGGCCAACUGGCAGCUGCUGCACAUGUACGGCUUCACAGAGCCUUACCGGAGCAACGGCAAUGACACCGCUGACGUCCCCGUCGCCAACCUCUACAAGGUCGCCAUGCAAGGUGUUCAGUCUGAUCCGGACCGGCAGCUGGUAGAGAAGCAGUGGGAGAUGCUGUGUCAGAUGAUGCGAGAGAAAGGAUCCUUCGUCUUUGGCAAACAGGGCUGCCUCACAGACACAGAGCUACAAACUGCGCUCAAGAUGAUGUGCAUGUCAAAGGAGGAGUUCUCAGAGUUCAAGGAUAACGAAGGGUGGGAGGAAGAUGAGGAGGAUGAGAAUCCCCUCCCUUUCUCCAACGAGGACCUCCCCGGGUUGAAGGCUUCGUGGAAACGCCUCAUUCAUGAAGCAGCCCGUCUGACCGUGAGGUCCUACGGAGACGUGGAGGGGGGACAGGGUGUGAAGAGCGACCAGGCGCUGAUGGAGGACAAGGCAGCGUUUGAAGGACUGGGCAGCAGGAAGCAGAACGCCCUGCAGGUACGCUGCGGACAGAAGAGCAUCCUGCACCGACUGAUGGAGCUCACCCAAUCAUGACUCUGGCCCAGCAGUGAGGCCGACCACUGGAGCAGUUAUUCGUUUGUUUUUUGUCAAUGUUGAAACUAUAAGAAAUAUUUUUCCUGAAUACAGUUUGUUUCCCCAGA